AUGCCUGGUUACAUUCGCUACCAGCAGACAAACAAGCUAAGGGACAAGUCCACACUAUUUUUCCUCUGCUCAUUUAUUCUUGUCGUUGUUUACACGACCGUUAUUGGCCUCGUGCUUGUUCACGUACUAAAGAUAACGAAAGACAUCGAAGACAACAACGACGAACUGUUGAAAGCGAACAAGAAGUUAGAAGAAAAACUGGAAUUACUUGUCAUCCGGCUAAAGAAACUUGAGGAAACAAACUCGGUCAAUUCGAGCGCGAUGCUCUAUGUAAAUAUAAAACCUCCCAGACAGCUGAAAACCGCAGGAAGAGCAAAUAUGAAUGUCGGAUCAAACAAAGUCAGGGGAAAAAACUGACCUGAAAAUUAAUUCUAGCCAAAGAUGCCACUAUGUAGGUGAGUUAAAACAAUUAGAGCCAGAUAUUCUUAUUUCAGAGGAAAGAUUUGAUACAAAAUAGUAAAUGAAAUCCUGUUCACUUUGACAGGAACAUUAGUUGUGGUCAAAUAUCUCGAGGCAAUAAAAGUCUUACUUUCAAUACAACUCAAUCUGCAUAAAGAGCGAAAAUUUCUCUAAUUUUCUUCGACUGUAUGCCUUCAUUUCUAUUAUAUAGUCUUUCUUAUUUUCAUUCUACAAAAUCUUACAGACUUAAAAUUGAGAAAGUAUUUCCUAGAAGCUCAAUUUUUUGGCAAAAUCGUGUUCAAAUUAUGCGACAAAUUACAAAUUCAUCGUCUCCCUAAUAGGCCGCGAGGCUAUCUUCUAAUUUAGGGUGCCAGAAAUGUAUACUGCGAAUAAAUGCAAAUGCGUACUGCUAAUUUUACCGCCGAGACGAAUCAUUUAAGCUUAUCUGGAAACGGAUACAGCUGCAUUUGCUUUGACCUGAUUUUGCAUCUUGUGUGUUUGUUAGCUUUCCCAUCUUCACAAAGCGACCAAAUUUGUUUUCCUAUGAUUUACACACCUCCUAAGAGUUCUCAGUACGAAACCAGUCUGUAAGUCUUUUAGAAAUCUUUUAUAACAUGAGGAUCAAUUGAAAAUUGCGAAAUAUUAUUUCAUAUCAUGUGAAUUCAUGAAAUGAAAACAAUUGCAACGGCUCCAAUUUGGCUGAAACUCCCUUAGUAACAACGAAGUAAACAGAUAAACAUUACGAGGCUAGCUUAAUUUCUGAUCAUGGCCUCAUCACCUUGUGUUACUUCCUUACAUGCGAUUUCUUCUUUUGUGCUUUUUUUUUUUUAAGCCAGGACGACUAAACACCUGCGUGCGCCAAGAAAAUUUAUUUUGAAAUGAUAUUAUUUUAGUUUAUAGGACGGCGUGAACCCUGUAAAGCU
This is a messenger RNA of Pocillopora meandrina, 1322 nucleotides long. Lineage: Eukaryota; Metazoa; Cnidaria; Anthozoa; Scleractinia; Pocilloporidae. The record is from the annotation of a GenBank genome assembly.